AUGUCUCAAAAACGUAAACGUGUUGUUUUAGGACUUAAUCAAAAACUUGAAAUUAUAAAACGCUUAAGAAAGGGCGAAACUGCAACAAGUGUAGCACUGAUUUAUGGUAUUGGAAGAACAACAGUUAACGAUAUAAAACGUGAUGCUGAUAAAAUAGAACAACAUGUGUCAACAAUGCAGAGCAUGGAUGGAGAUGUGCGAACAAGAAAGACAAUGAAACCUGCAAAAUAUGAUGAAUUGGACACUGCAAUGUACCGAUGGUUUAUACAAGCAAGAAGUCAGGGGAUUCCUCUUUUUCAAAUUUUGAGUGAUGACGAAAUUGUUGCCAACGUAAGUGCCACCAAAGAAGAAGAAGAAGAAGAAGAAGAAGAAGAAGAAGCUGAUGAAGACGAGUGUUCAAACCAUGAAGAAAAACAAACUAUUAGCCAUUUAGAGGCCGAAACAAUGCUGUCCAAGUGUAUAGAAUGGUUUGAAAGUCAAGAAGAGGCUAAUGCAACGCAAGCAAUACUGCUCCGAGAAAUACGAAAUAUCGCCGCGGUGAAAGCUCGAACAUCAAAAAGGCAGAAGAAAUUGACUGACUAUUUCCAAGCUAGAUAA
Schistocerca serialis cubense is the source of this 597-nucleotide messenger RNA. RefSeq lists its product as uncharacterized. Bases 1 to 597 code for a protein of 198 amino acids. Gene Ontology annotation, molecular function: DNA binding. The transcript has a single exon. The record is from RefSeq and is a predicted model, not a curated record. NCBI's taxonomy places the organism in Eukaryota, Metazoa, Arthropoda, Insecta, Orthoptera, Acrididae.